UGGCGGAUAGUGGCCAGUGCUUCAGUUACCAGCCGCUUGCGCACGCGCUUCUAAACUUGAAAAUAAAUAAAUAACUUUUUAAUCGCGUUCUAGUGGCCAGUGCGUGUUAGUGAUUUGAAAAUUAAGUUUUUACACAGAAGUGAAUUUGGAUUGGUACUCUUUGGAUCAUAACUAUAGCACCAUGCCGUCCAAUAAGGAUUAUAACAGCAAAAAUCACUUCGCUCGUUCUUUCUCUAACAAUGACACCAGCAUGUCAGCUAAAGUAUACCACCACGCCACAAACCUCAUGCCACCGACCCCACCAGUAUCCCCUACGGGUCUAGCACCCUCGUUUCCUACGGGCAAGUCUUCCACCAGCACCUGGGGCCGGCAGAACAGCCAAAACGGCGGGAAAUACUCAUGACAAGAUGGCGGAUAUAAACGCAAGAUGGUGGAAAACAAAAUGGCCGACGAUUGCGUGGUGACGUUGACACGGGUUCCUGCUGAAAUUAUUUUGAACAAAAAAUACUAUUUACAUUAUGCACAUGACAUUUAUUAGGCGACUCAAUUUUAAAUUAGUGAUUGUCGAUAAAAUGUAAUUUACAUCAACAUUAUUCCAUUGAUAAAUUGAUAAUGUUGGUAGGUAGGUAUUUUAUCUUUAAAAUUCGGUCUUGACUCUAAACUACCUACUCUAUUGAACGAAAUCCGUUUCGAUUUUAAACUAUGUAGUCUCUUUUGUAUAGAUGAGCAGUAGGUAUUGUCAAUAUUUUCAGAAGGGCUGGGAAUAUUGGCUGGCACUAUGCGGGAAUGACCCAAUCUAGGGUAAAGUUCCCGAAAACAGUCCAUCUCUACUUUUUUUCAUCAUUUUAUUUAUUGCACCAAUAAGAUGCAAUAUUUUAAGUGUAGUAAAUAAACUAAACACGUUAUCUAUAAGUGAAAUGGGUUUCAUGUACCUAUUUUCCAUGACAUUGUUAUUGUGUUUGGACUGCUCAAGGUUCUUGUACUACGCAAUUUAUUAACCACACUGUUUAGUAAAUUAGGCAUUCCUCUUUUAUCGAUUAUUAAUAAUACAUGUUUGUCCUUUUUCCAGACCGCAUGUCAAUGAUAUUGAUAAGAUAAAAUGUAGUUACACGUCAUCGUACCUAAUUGCUUGUGAAAUUUUUGGAGAAUAGAUCUUUCUUUCAUUUUAAAAAUUAUAAGUUUGCUCCAGUAGUAUUUUCAAUUUUAUUUGUUUUCUUUCGCAUUGAUAAACUAAUAAAAUAAUGUAUUAAAAGUUUAAUAACUUACAUGUUGUACAUGUUUCGAAAAUCCGAAUAUUUUAGGUAAAAUAAUAUUUGUA
Molecule: messenger RNA, 1318 nt
Organism: Ostrinia furnacalis (Asian corn borer)
Lineage: Eukaryota; Metazoa; Arthropoda; Insecta; Lepidoptera; Crambidae
Exons: 3
Coding region: 182-403 (73 amino acids)
Source: RefSeq, a predicted model, not a curated record